CCGAAGCUACAGCACGUCUGCUGACGCUACUCUCUGCAUACCUAUCGACAUUAUCGAUAUAAAUAUCGCGUGUGUUUUAUUUACCAAUCAAAAUUCGAAGCAACGAACUUGGAACAACGAUUUCAUACUGAAUUUUUGCUAUAGCAGAGUAAAAUGGAGCACGAUCACAGCGCGCACGCACACAUGACCGGCAUGGACAUGGCCAACAUGGGCAGCAUGGCUACACCCACACACGACCACCACGACAUGGACGACGGCUGCUCCGGGCACAUGCACGCCAUGGUGUUCCACACGGGCGUCUGCCAAGAGAUCCUGUUCAGCGGCUGGAUGACCACCACAGCGCUGGAGCUGUUCGGCUCAGCGGUGGCCAUCUUCCUGGCGGGCGUGCUGUACGAGGGGCUCAAGUACUACCGGGAAGCGCUGCACGCGCGCGCCACCUCCGUGCGCGGCGACUCGCAGGUCAACAUCACCAAGAACGAGUGCGGUGCCAAUGGGAACUGCGGGGGCACUGCUGUCGUCAAAUACUCAAUGCUAUCAAUGGGCCACUUCAUCCAAACACUCCUCCACAUCGUGCAGUCGACCGCCUCGUACGUGCUGAUGCUGGUGUUCAUGACGUACAACGUGUGGCUGUGCGUCGCGCUGGUCGCCGGGCUGGCCGUCGGCUAUUUCUGCUUCGGCUGGCGGAAGAACACAGUGGUCGACGUCACGGAACACUGUCAAUAGACUCCAUCUAAGCGACUCUGCAUCGAUAAAGUGUGAAACGAUUACGGUGAACGAAGACGUUUAUGAUUAACAUUCCACACUUUGUCAUUGCAAAGAGUUAGCUUGGUUCAGCACUCGCGGCUAGAAAAAGUUGUGUUUCUCAUUUAUAGCAUCAUCAUCAUGAAGCAGAUAAGUGAGAAAAUUCAUCAUAAUCUAAGUUAGUGCGGCAAUGAAUGGCAUAUUUAUAUUGUAAAAAAAGAAAAGCCUUAUGAGGAGAGCAGCUGUGCUGGAUAACUGGACACUGUUAAAAUUAUUAAGCAUUGAAGAUAGGAAUAGAUAGCGCCUGCCUGUGAUAAUAUUACGAACAACUGAUGCAAUAUUGACAAUUGUUGGUAGACUGCUGUGAUAGUCAAGUUUGGUCAAAAUUAAAAUGUUAAGACAAAAAUUUGCCAAUUCUCAUUUAAUUCAAAAUCUGAGAUGCUCAAUUGUGUAUUGUGUCUUACUCAAAUAUAAUAUCUUUGGUUAUACUCGUACUAAGGGUGUCAAUAUUUUAAGACAAAGUAAAUGUGCAUCUUAAGUGUUACUUAGCAAUAAUUUGAAUUAUAUCUCUGUCACUAGAUAUUAUUUACGUAGAGAGUCACAGGCUCACAGGUCACAGCUCAAGUUGGCUCAAGUAUAGUACUGUUUUAUACGAAUUGUUAUCUUGCCUUUUUCUAUGUUAAACUCGUCGCGUCGUACCCACUAUUUAAGGCAUCAAAGUUAAUUUUUGACCCUCUGUCAAUGGCUAUCCAUUCAUUGAUGACCAAUGCAGUUCAUUAAAUCUCAAUUUAGAAGCUUUCUAAGAACAUUUUACUAGUGUUUGUAACAUCCAAAUACAAAAGGACCUCUACGUAUACCUACCUACUACUACUAAGAUACAUUUUUAUAAGUAAUAAAAUAUAACCUUUUUAAUAAGGAUUUGUUCUGUCUUUCACUAAGGCGGGUUUUAGUGUCACGCGGAACGUCCGUGCGGAUCGCUCCGCACCUGCUCCGAACCGAACCACUCUAAAACGCUCCCUGAACUUAAACCCGAAUAGCGCCUUUGUAAUUUUGUAGCAUGUGUAGAGCCAUAGGUGGGUAAGCGUAAUAAACACUUAUAUAUAUGUAUUAUUUUAAGACAAUGUUUAUUGUCUUCAGACAAAAUAUGAAAUUCAGGAUAGAUAUGAGCUUCAGAGUAACGUACAUAUCAGGUACAUAGCAAAUAUUAGGUAUGCUUAUUUAGAGAAGAAAAAUCAGGACGACGUAUGCCGCUCAAAUAAUUAAUUGUCCAGUACAGUAAUCCACUUAAUAUAUGUUUGUAAAUUUGUGAUAUUAUAAGUAACAUAAGUAAUUAAUUAUCAUCAUAUUGUUGCGUUAGAUUUAAGGGAAAAAAAUCGGACACAUAUUUUGUAAAUACUUUUAAACGGUAUCUAAUACAUUCCUACAAUUUUAAUACAGUGUUUGGUCAAAAA
Molecule: messenger RNA, 2192 nt
Organism: Cydia strobilella
Lineage: Eukaryota; Metazoa; Arthropoda; Insecta; Lepidoptera; Tortricidae
Product: high affinity copper uptake protein 1-like
Exons: 4
Coding region: 154-723 (189 amino acids)
Biological process (GO): copper ion transmembrane transport
Cellular component (GO): plasma membrane
Molecular function (GO): copper ion transmembrane transporter activity
Source: RefSeq, a predicted model, not a curated record